CAUUAUUUUUGAACUGGCCCCCAGAUCCUGCCUCUAGUUCUGCCUCUUGACUUUUUCUGGGAUUCGGCCACCCAGGAUCUCCGUUCUCUCCUCCUGCUCCCCAGCCGGCUGCAGCAGUACAACAUCCAUCCCCCUGCCCUCCCUGCCCCCAGAGACUGGUUGCCUCCUCCCUUCCAGGGCACACGAUGGCUUUGCCCUUUUAUCAGAGGUCCCACCAGCACUAUGAUCUCAGUUACCGUAACAAGGACCUGCGCACCACCAUGAGCCACUACCAACAGGAGAAGAAGCGCUCUGCCAUCUACACCCAUGGCUCCACCGCCUACAGCAGCCGGUCCUCUGCCGCACACCGCCAGGAGUCAGAGGCCUUUAGUCAAGCGUCAGCCGCCUCCUACCAGCAGCAGGCUGCGCAGGCCUACAGUCUUGGAGCGUCCCAGUACUCUCUAGGGUCUGAAGUCAGCCGGAAGACAGCCUCGGCAUACGAUUAUGGCUAUUCCCAUGGACGUACAGAUUCCAGUCUGCUAUUAGAAGAUUAUUCAUCCAAGUUGAGCCCCCAAAUAAAGAGAGCCAAGCGGAGCCUUCUGCCUGGAGAGGAGACAGAAAACCUGCCAGGAAACUACAUGGUGCCUAUUUACUCUGGACGCCAAGUGCACAUCAGUGGGGUCAGAGACACCGAGGAGGAGAGAAUCAAAGAAGCUGCUGCGUACAUAGCCCAGAGGACUCUUCUGGCGAGCGAGGAAGCCAUCGCAGCCUCCCAGCAGGCCACAGCCUCCAAGCAGUCCAAAGUCUCCAAACAGGCCACAGCCUCCCUUCAACGAGAAGAAACAUGGGAAAAGAAGUCGAGGAGCGUGGCAAUUCGAGAGAAAGCAGAGGAGCUGUCGCUGAGGAAAACAUUAGAAGAGACCCAAGCAUAUCAUGGAAAGCUAAACGAAGACCAUCUACUCCACGCUCCCGAAUUUAUCAUUAAACCUCGUUCUCACACCGUUUGGGAGAACGAAAAUGUGAAAUUACAUUGCUCCGUAGCAGGCUGGCCGGAACCUCGUCUCACAUGGUAUAAAAACCAGGUGCCUAUCAAUGUCCAUGCAAACCCGGGAAAGUACAUCAUUGAAAGUCGGUAUGGAAUGCACACUCUUGAGAUCAGCAAAUGUGACUUUGAAGACACGGCUCAGUACCGGGCCUCAGCGAUGAAUGUUCAGGGAGAGCUCUCGGCAUACGCCUCUGUUGUGGUCAAGAGAUACAAGGGGGAGUUGGAUGAGACUCACUUCCGUGCGGGAGCGUCCAUGCCUCUCAGCUUUGCUGUGACCCCUUACGGUUAUGCAUCCAAGUUUGAGAUCCACUUCGAUGACAAGUUUGAUGUGUCUUUUGGGAGAGAAGGAGAGACGAUGAGUCUGGGCUGUCGUGUGGUCAUCACUCCCGAAAUUAAGCACUUCCAGCCCGAGGUCCAGUGGUACAGAAAUGGAGCACCUGUUUCUCCGUCGAAAUGGGUGGAAACGCGCUGGAGUGGAGACCGGGCAACGCUCACGUUCUCUCACCUCAACAAAGAAGACGAAGGCCUCUACACAAUCCGAGUGCGGAUGGGAGAGUAUUAUGAACAAUACAGCGCUUACGUCUUUGUUCGAGAUGCUGAUGCAGAGAUUGAAGGAGCCCCCGCAGCGCCCUUGGAUGUGGUGUCUUUGGAUGCUAACAAAGAUUACAUCAUAAUCUCUUGGAAGCAGCCAGCUGUGGAUGGAGGGAGCCCUAUCCUUGGAUACUUUAUUGAUAAGUGUGAGGUGGGCACAGACAGCUGGUCACAAUGUAACGACACACCCGUGAAGUUUGCCCGGUUUCCAGUCACUGGUUUGAUUGAAGGGCGUUCCUACAUAUUCCGAGUUCGAGCUGUGAACAAAACUGGAAUAGGCCUGCCGUCUCGAGUUUCUGAGCCUGUGGCUGCCCUGGAUCCGGCUGAGAAAGCUAGACUUAAAAGUCGUCCUUCAGCACCCUGGACCGGACAGAUCAUUGUCACUGAAGAGGAACCCACAGAGGGGGUCAUUCCCGGCCCCCCCACAGACCUCUCUGUCACUGAGGCCACCCGGAGCUACGUAGUGCUGAGCUGGAAACCCCCUGGCCAGCGUGGUCACGAGGGCAUUAUGUACUUUGUAGAAAAGUGUGACGUGGGAACAGAAAACUGGCAGCGUGUCAACACAGAACUUCCGGUCAAAUCUCCUCGCUUUGCUCUGUUCGAUUUGGUGGAGGGGAAAUCUUACCGCUUCCGCGUCCGCUGUUCCAAUUCAGCAGGAGUCGGGGAACCCUCGGAGGCGACAGAAGUGACGGUCGUAGGGGACAAGCUUGACAUCCCCAAGGCCCCUGGAAAAAUCAUCCCAAGUAGAAACACAGACACCUCAGUGGUGGUUUCCUGGGAGGAGUCCAAAGAUGCCAAAGAACUAGUUGGGUACUACAUCGAGUCCAGUGUGGUUGGCUCUGGCAAGUGGGAGCCCUGCAACAACAACCCUGUGAAGGGCUCACGAUUUACUUGCCAUGGAUUGGCGACUGGUCAGAGCUACAUUUUCCGGGUCAGAGCAGUGAACGCCGCUGGACUUAGUGACUAUUCCCAGGAUUCGGAAGCCAUUGAAGUCAAGGCUGCUAUCGCGGCACCAUCUCCACCCUAUGACAUCACUUGCCUUGAAAGUUUUCGGGACUCAAUGGUUCUUGGAUGGAAGCAACCGGACACAACUGGAGGGGCGGAGAUCACGGGCUAUUACGUGAACUACCGUGAGGUAACUGGUGGGGUGCCCGGAAAAUGGAGAGAAGCCAACAUCAAGGCCGUCAGCGACGCCGCGUACAAGAUUAGCAAUUUGAAGGAAAACACAGUGUACCAGUUCCAAGUGUCAGCCAUGAACAUCGCUGGGCUGGGAGUGCCCUCCGCAGUGAGUGAGUGUUUCAAGUGUGAAGAAUGGACCAUUGCUGUUCCAGGACCACCACACAGCCUGAAACUCAGUGAAGUCAGGAAGAACUCCCUGGUUCUCCAGUGGAAGCCUCCAGUCUACUCAGGGCGGACUCCGGUCACUGGUUACUUUGUGGACCUGAAGGAAGCCAGCGCCAAAGAUGACCAAUGGCGAGGUCUCAAUGAGGCAGCCCUUGGGAACACAUAUCUGAGGGUGCAAGGCCUCACAGAGGGUGUCAGCUACGUGUUCCGCGUGCGUGCCAUCAACCAGGCGGGCGUUGGGAAGCCUUCUGAGCUUGCUGGCCCUGUUGUGGCAGAAACACGUCCAGGUACCAAAGAGGUUGUUGUAAAUGUGGACGAUGAUGGAGUCAUUUCCUUGAACUAUGAAUGUGAUCAGAUGACUCCCAAGUCAGAAUUCGUCUGGUCCAAAGAUUAUGUACCUACUGAAGACUCUCCACGAGUGGAAGUUGAAAGCAAAGGCAAUAAGACAAAAAUGACCUUCCAAGACCUCGGGACGGACGACCUGGGCACCUAUUCUUGUGAUGUGACAGACACCGAUGGGAUAGCAUCAAGCUACUUGAUAGAUGAAGAAGAAAUGAAGCGUCUGCUUGCCCUCAGCCAGGAACACAAGUUCCCAACUGUCCCAACUAAGUCAGAGUUGGCAGUUGAAAUUUUGGAGAAAGGUCAGGUCCGGUUUUGGAUGCAGGCUGAGAAGCUGUCUGGCAAUGCCAAAGUCAACUAUAUAUUUAAUGAGAAGGAAAUUUUUGAAGGGCCGAAAUACAAGAUGCACAUUGACCGAAACACUGGCGUGAUUGAAAUGUUCAUGGAGAAGUUGCAGGAUGAGGACGAGGGCACGUACACAUUCCAGAUCCAAGAUGGGAAAGCAACCGGCCAUUCUACUCUUGUUCUCAUUGGAGACGUUUACAAGAAGCUCCAGAAAGAGGCUGAAUUCCAGCGACAAGAAUGGAUCAGGAAACAAGGCCCACAUUUUGCUGAGUACUUGAGCUGGGAAGUGACUGGCGAAUGUAACGUGCUAUUGAAAUGCAAGGUGGCAAAUAUUAAAAAAGAGACUCACAUUGUGUGGUACAAAGACGAGCGGGAGAUAUCAGUGGAUGAGAAGCAUGACUUUAAGGAUGGCAUUUGUACUCUGCUCAUCACAGAGUUUUCCAAGAAAGAUGCUGGAUUUUAUGAAGUUAUCCUGAAAGAUGACCGAGGAAAAGAUAAGAGCAGACUGAAACUUGUGGAUGAAGCCUUCCAGGAACUGAUGACCGAAGUAUGCAGGAAGAUAGCUCUGUCGGCUACAGACCUGAAAAUCCAGAGCACAGCGGAGGGCAUCCGGCUGUACUCCUUUGUCACUUACUACCUGGAUGAUUUGAAAGUUAACUGGUCCCACAAUGGGACUGGCAUAAAGUACACCGACAGAGUUAAGAGUGGGGUCACUGGGGAGCAGAUCUGGCUGCAGAUCAAUGAGCCCACUCCAAAUGACAAAGGCAAAUACGUAAUGGAGCUCUUUGAUGGCAAGACUGGACACCAGAAGACAGUGGAUCUUUCUGGACAAGCAUUUGAUGAAGCCUUUGCUGAAUUCCAGAGGUUAAAACAAGCUGCCAUUGCGGAAAAAAAUCGGGCCCGGGUGUUGGGUGGCCUCCCUGACGUUGUCACCAUCCAGGAGGGCAAGGCACUCAAUCUCACUUGUAACGUGUGGGGCGACCCAACCCCUGAGGUGUCCUGGCUGAAAAACGAGAAGCCACUGGCCUCCGAUGACCACUGCAGCCUCAAGUUUGAGGCCGGGAAGACGGCCUUCUUCACCAUCUCAGGGGUGAGCACCGCGGAUUCUGGCAAGUACGGGCUGGUAGUGAAGAACAAGUACGGCUCCGAGACCAGCGACUUCACGGUCAGCGUGUUCAUCCCGGAGGAGGAAGCUCGCAAGGGCGCCCCCGAGCCCCAGAAAGGCAACCACAAGUCCAAGUGAGCGGAGCCUGGCUGGAGCUGAGGAGAGCCAGGGCCCGCUGAGCCACCCACCCACCAUGCUGCUGGGGUGAAAACGAUCUGGGUGACAGAUGGGGAAGGGCUCCCGGUGUCUCCCCGUUUUCUGCUGGCCCGGGAGGAAGUUAUCAUCAGAUCUCUUAUUCAUACAUAUGAGGCACCGAUUAGUGACACUGUAAGGAUUUUUCUCUGCAGUUCAUAUGGUAAAGCACUUUAGGAAAUGGUUUGAAGGAAGAAGGCCAGGAGAUGGUGGAGAGAUGUUGAGUGAGAGCAGAAGAAAGGGGGCAGAGUUGGAAGCAGAGGAAGUUUUACCUGUGAGUUCUUAGGGGUGGUGUCUGCACUUGCCAUUCAGUGAAAACAGAAGCACACUGUGGAGGCCGUGAGUGUGGCUGGUCACUGCCGCUGUAGUGAUGGUGCCUUUCUGACGGCAGCCUCGUGAUGUGGCCUCCCUCCGUAUGAAUAAAGAGUCUCCUGCCUUUCCUCUUC
This is a messenger RNA of Peromyscus maniculatus bairdii (prairie deer mouse), 5386 nucleotides long. It is a transcript of the gene Myom1, whose product is annotated as myomesin 1. Lineage: Eukaryota; Metazoa; Chordata; Mammalia; Rodentia; Cricetidae. The record is from RefSeq and is a predicted model, not a curated record. Gene Ontology annotation, cellular component: M band. Gene Ontology annotation, biological process: sarcomere organization. Gene Ontology annotation, molecular function: kinase binding.